AUGGAGAAGAAGUUAAGGGUAAAGAAGGAAGUAUGGAUGGGGAAGAAGUUUGGGAUGGAGAAGAAGUUUGGGAUGGAGGAGAAGUUUGGAAUGGAGGAGAAGAACCAACGUAUGGAGAAGAAAUUAAGGAAGAAGAAGUUUAGGAAGGAGACGAAGUCAAGGAUGGAGAAGAAGUUUUGGAUAGAGAAGAAUUUAAGGAUAAAGAAGAAAAAUGAAGUUAAGGAAGCAGAAGAAGUUAAGGAGGAUGGAGAAGAAGUUAGGGAAGGAGAAAAAGUUAAGAAUGAAGAACAAGUUAGGGAAGGAGAAGAAGUUAAGGAUGGAGAACAAGUUAGGGAAGGAGAAGAAGAAGUUAAGGAUGGAGAAGUAGUUUGGGAUGGGGAAGAAGUGAAGGAAGGAGAAGAAGUUAAGGAAGAAGAAGAAGAAGUUUUGGAUGGAGAAGAAGUUAAGGGUAAAGAAGAAAGUAUGGAUGGGGAAGAAGUUUGGGAUGGAGAAGAAGUUAAGGAUGGAGAAGAAGUUUGGGAUGGAGGAGAAGUUUGGAAUGGAGGAGAAGAACCGAAGUAUGGAGAAGAAAUAAGGAAGAAGAAGUUUAGGAAGGAGACGAAGUCAAGGAAGAAGAAGUUUUGGAUGGAGAAGAAGUUAAGGAUAAAGAAGAAAAAUGAAGUUAAGGAAGCAGAAGAAGUUAAGGAGGAUGGAGAAGAAGUUAGGGAAGGAGAAAAAGUUAAGAAUGAAGAACAAGUUAGGGAAGGAGAAGAAGUUAAGGAUGGAGAACAAGUUAGGGAAGGAGAAGAAGAAGUUAAGGAUGGAGAAGUAGUUUGGGAUGGGGAAGAAGUGAAGGAAGGAAAGAAGAAGAAGAAGUUUUGGAUGGAGAAGAAGUUAAGGGUAAAGAAGAAAGUAUGGAUGGGGAAGAAGUUUGGGAUGGAGAAGAAGUUAAGGAUGGAGAAGAAGUUUGGGAUGGAGGAGAAGUUUGGAAUGGAGGAGAAGAACCGAAGUAUGGAGAAGAAAUUAAGGAAGAAGAAGUUUAGGAAGGAGACGAAGUCAAGGAAGAAGAAGUUUUGGAUGGAGAAGAAGUUAAGGAUAAAGAAGAAAAAUGAAGUUAAGGAAGCAGAAGAAGUUAAGGAGGAUGGAGAAGAAGUUAGGGAAGGAGAAAAAGUUAAGAAUGAAGAACAAGUUAGGGAAGGAGAAGAAGUUAAGGAUGGAGAACAAGUUAGGGAAGGAGAAGAAGAAGUUAAGGAUGGAGAAGUAGUUUGGGAUGGGGAAGAAGUGAAGAAGAAGAAGAAGAAGUUUUGGAUGGAGAAGAAGUUAAGGGUAAAGAAGAAAGUAUGGAUGGGGAAGAAGUUUGGGAUGGAGAAGAAGUUAAGGAUGGAGAAGAAGUUUGGGAUGGAGGAGAAGUUUGGAAUGGAGGAGAAGAACCGAAGUAUGGAGAAGAAAUUAAGGAAGAAGAAGUUUAGGAAGGAGACGAAGUCAAGGAAGAAGAAGUUUUGGAUGGAGAAGAAGUUAAGGAUAAAGAAGAAAGUAUGGAUGGGGAAGAAGUUUGGGAUGGAGAAGAAGUUUGGAAUGGAGAAGAAUCUACUAAGUAUGGAGAAGAAAUUAAGGAAGAAGAAGUUAAGGAAGGAGAAGAACUUUCAGAUGGGAUGGGAUGGGAUAGGAUAG
Molecule: messenger RNA, 1650 nt
Organism: Sphenostylis stenocarpa
Lineage: Eukaryota; Viridiplantae; Streptophyta; Magnoliopsida; Fabales; Fabaceae
Source: the annotation of a GenBank genome assembly